ACAACAUUUCCCUCCACUGCAUUCUCUCCUCUCUAUGUCUGUUAAUAAAGGAACUGAAUCACUGCCAAUGAGUAAUACAAAGGGAAUGUGAAGAUUCUGGGUUUUCUUAGUUUUGUGAAUCACACAUCACCUGGGAAGAUGUAUAAAUAUAGUCAGCACCACAUACUGGGUAGAUAGUACAUAGCUCAAGAGAAAAAGAGUCAAGCUUGGACUUGUAAAUCUUACCUGAGUCCUCUGUUCCCAGGACCUCAGCAGCAACAGGAAUAACAAGAAAGGAUUGGCAGAGAGAAAAACUGAACGAAGCACUACGUUUGCACACAUUCAAUGAAACAGCAUUUCACUACACUGUGAAGUCAUUGUCUUGUUGGAUACUCCCUUUGAAUAUACCAGAUACUUUUUUUAAAAGUUUAUACUGAAGAACAUGGAUUUAUAUGUCGUCGUGGUACUAACGCUUUGUAGUUUGAUAUCUGAGAAAAGAUGGGUUGUGAGUAGUACAAAAUUGCCAACUGCUGAUAAUUUAACAUGGUCAUCAAUUAAUUUGAAGACAAUAUUGGAAUGGCAGCCUGCACCAACUGGAUUUACCUACACUGUUGAAAUAUCUGGGAAACUGACAAAUUGGAAAAAAAAUCCAGCUUGUAUUAAAACAAAAAAUACAGAAUGUGACUUAACAAGAUUUCUACAGGACGUAAAAGAUACAUUUUAUGCCCACGUUAUUUCUGAACCUGAAGGAACUAAUGAAGAAGCUGAAGAAUAUCCUUACAAAGUAUCACCAGCAUUCACUCCUUAUAACCAAACAAUAAUUGGACAGCCAGAUUUCACAUUAAAGGAAAAUGAAGCAAAAACUAAAGUAAAAGUGAUGAUAAAAGAUCCUGAUACACCUUAUAGGUACGACAACAAGACCUUCAGAAGCAUUAGGGAGUUUUUCAAUGGAAACUUGGCAUAUCACAUUUACUACUGGAAAGCCACUAGUACUGGGAAGAAAACUGAGAACACAAAUACCAAUGAAGUAGAAAUCAACAUUGAGAAAGGUGAAAGUUAUUGCUUUUCUGUGCAGCCUGUUAUUCCUUCUCGUAAAGAUCAGACAAGAUUGGGCCACGUCACUCCACCGAAGUGCACUCCUUCUCAAGGUAGUUUCUUAGCUGAUUAUGGUCCAGCCCUACUGAUCAUAGUGAUAAUUGCUGUGGUUUUGAGCAUUAUUAUAACAGUCUCCAUAUGUGUGGCCUGCAAAUGCAAAAAGUCUGCAGAAGAAAAGAAGACAGAAAACAUGCCCCUUAAAGACGUUUAGGGACUUAGAUACUUACUUAAGCAAUUACUGUCAGACACUGUCAUUCCAAGGUUUACAGUACAUUCUGAACUGACAAGACAAGAAGUAAAGCUGCUUUUCGUCACAAGUAUAUUCACUUCCACUUGUAACUGCUGAUGUAAAAUAUCCAAAAACCAAAAAUAUCCAAAAUUGUGCUGAAUAUGAUUAUCAAAAUCAUUUUGUAACACUAGCUUAUAACUUUUAAAAUGGUACUAAAUCUCUUUCUCUGUUCUUUGGUGCAAGGGUCAAAAAACACUAUAUUUCAAAACUGAAUCAGUCCUAAAUAAUUAUUUUAUUUAUUUUAUAAUGAAAUUAUGUCAUAUAAGUGCACUACAUUUAAUUUUGUAAUAAGAGAAGAUUAUGUGUAUUAUAAUGAUGUAUGUAUAUAUUUGGUAUGGUUUUACUGAAAGGGAUAAAUAUUUUUAAAAAAUUUAUAUAUAAUGUUUAUAUGUGGGUAUUUUUGUAUAUAUUGUAUUUUAUAUAAAGUAUUUUUAUAAGUAAAGGUGGACAUCAGACUGAUUAUACCUCCAUUUUAUGUGUUUACAUACACUGUACUUUCUACUUACUACGUGGUUAAUACUAUUACACCAUUUUUAAGUAUGUAUGUAUAUAUGUAUGCUGUUAACUAAAGUCCCUAGACCUUAAUAAAUGUGAGCCUAUCUUAACAAUAUAAAUCGUUUAAAAUUGCA
Molecule: messenger RNA, 1992 nt
Organism: Protopterus annectens (West African lungfish)
Lineage: Eukaryota; Metazoa; Chordata; Ceratodontiformes; Protopteridae
Gene: F3
Product: coagulation factor III, tissue factor
Exons: 6
Coding region: 422-1285 (287 amino acids)
Biological process (GO): blood coagulation
Cellular component (GO): membrane
Molecular function (GO): protein binding
Source: RefSeq, a predicted model, not a curated record